AUGCCGUCACUGCUUCUCGUCGUGAUCCUGGUCGAGCUGGCUGUUCACCUCGUGAACACCAUCGGCGCAGCGACCCUAAACAACAUGCUAUGGAACCUAUACCUGGCCGUACCGACCCAAACCUCGAAACUGGGCGCCGAGCAGAGACAGCUUCAGAAGGAAUCCCUGGCACUCCGACGCGACCUCAACGCUACGAGCAGUCAGGACCAGUUCGCGAAGUGGGCGAAGCUCAGACGACAACAUGACAAAGUUCUUGAACAGAUCGAGAAAACGAAAUCAACCCACGAAGCCGCGAAAGCGAAGUUCGACCGCACCGCCGGAAUCAUACGAUGGUCUGCUACGUCGGGGGUCAAGUUCAUAUUGCCGUGGAUCUAUGGCAAGGAGCCUAUGUUCUGGCUUCCCCAUGGCUGGUUCCCAUACUACGUCGAAUGGAUACUGUGCUUCCCACGAGCGCCUCUCGGCAGCAUCAGCAUCGGCUCAUGGCAGGUGGCGUGUACAGUGGUGGUGAUGCUUAUAAACGACACGAUCACGGCUAUCCUGGGGCUGAUGCUGGGCGCGAAGACGGCCCAGAAGCAGGAGCUGAAGGAACCCGCGAAGGCCGGCGGGGAGAAGAAGGGAGCGGCAGCAGUGUCACAGGGAGCAAAGAGGGAGAAGGAAUUGUGA
Messenger RNA from Anthostomella pinea, 663 nucleotides. Lineage: Eukaryota; Fungi; Ascomycota; Sordariomycetes; Xylariales; Xylariaceae. The record is from the annotation of a GenBank genome assembly.